AUUCUCCUGCAACUUUAUUCUCCUUUUGCUUCUGUGUUUCUUUCUCAUCUGCAUCCUCAUCAUCUACAAAUCGUAGAAUCUACACUUUUCAUCAAUACUCUUUCUCUCUUUUCUCUCUCGAAUCCACCCUCCUUGUAAUUCUCUCUCUCUCUCUUUCCUUCCCUCUCCCACCCACAUCGAAAUCACUUGGGGGAGUUUUUCGUUAUCGUUUUUUCUCUCAUUUUUGUGACAAAAAGUUCGUUUGUUUCCUCGUUUCUAGUCCAGUGCUGCUCAUUGUGUCCAAGUUAGUGAAUUGUUUAACUUCGGAGUCAGAUUAAUCUAUCGCUGUUAAUUAGUAUGGUUGACCGAAUGUAUCUUUUAUUGGUCAACUUAUUGAUUGUAAUGAUUAAUCACUGAUUCAGUACUUAUUAAAAGCCUACCAUGAUUGCGGUAUGUGAAUAAAAUGGAUGAAAUAUAAAAUUCAAUCAAUUACCAGUUUGUGGUUGAACUGAAUCGGCACCAUCAUGAUUAUAUUGUCUUCAUGCCAAUGGCUCGUCCUAAUGAUGAUUCAUCUUUACCAAUCUCUUUGGUGGUGCCAGUUAUCGUUUAAGGUAAUCAAUGCCAAUCCAGACGAGCAACGACUUUUCGAAAAACUAAUGACAAAUUACAAUGCACUUUAUCGUCCAGUUGGUAAUUUCUCUGAUAAACUGCUCAUCAAAAUGGGUUUGGUACUUUCUCAAAUAAUUGACAUCAAUCUUAAAAACCAGAUAAUGUCAAGUAAUGUUUGGGUGCACCAGGAAUGGUAUGAUAUGCAUCUAACUUGGGACCCUGAGAGGUACAGAGGAGUCAGGAAGCUUCAUCUACCCGCUGAAAAAAUUUGGCUUCCUGAUAUGGUUUUGUAUAAUAAUGCGGAUGGUGAUUACGUAAUAACUAAAUUAACCAAGGCGAUUGUAACAAGUGAUGGUAAAGUGAGUUGGAAGCCUCCAGCAAUAUUUAAAAGUUCGUGUACCAUUGAUGUUGAAUAUUUCCCCUUCGACCAGCAAACAUGCCAAAUGAAAUUCGGUAUAUGGUCAUACGAUGGUUUAUUGAUUGAUUUAAAACAUAUCAAUCAACAAGAUGAUUCGCCAGAAAUUCCCAUUGGAAUGGACUUGAGCAGAUUCUAUCUUUCCGUUGAAUGGGACAUUAUGGAUGUUCCAGCUGCUCGACAUGAGAUCUACUAUUCGUGCUGUUCAAAUCCCUACAUCGACAUAAGAUUCAAUAUAACCCUUCGUAGGAAAACUUUAUUUUAUACCGUUAAUCUUAUAAUCCCUUGUGUCGCCAUUUCAUGUCUUUGUAUAUUUGUCUUUUACCUUCCCUCGGAUUCUGGAGAAAAGAUCUCAUUGAGUAUUUCGAUUAUGCUUUCGUUGGUUGUGUUUUUCCUCCUUCUCUCUGAGAUUCUACCACCUACUUCCCUUGGAAUCCCACUUCUUGGUCGUUACCUUUUAUUUACCCUUAUCUUGGUAACUCUUUCAGUUUGUUUGACUAUCAUGGUACUUAAUAUAAACUUCCGGUCACCAUCGACCCACCGGAUGGCUCCUUGGGUAAAAAAAGUCUUCCUUAAUAUUUUACCUCGAAUGCUCAAGAUGAAAAGGCCAAACAAAAAGGAUAAAGAAAAUUUCUCUUUACAUGGUCAUCAUCAAACAGCCAAUUUAUAUUCAACUAACAGCAAUCUCAACAGAACCACUGAUGAUAAUGUUGAUUUUUUCCCUACCCCUGGUGAUCUUGAUACAAUUGAAUCAAGAAUAAUCAACAAAGAACCAAUCAAUUUAUAUUAUAAUCAUGAUCAUACACCUUUACAACCUUCACUGCCCUUAUCUAAUCCCUCUCAUCAUCGACCUGAUUUACAUGCAAAUUUUGUGCUUCCCCUUUCCUCAAUUGACCCAACCAUUGACCCAACCUUACCUGCUUACAAUGAGGCAAUAAAUGGUGAUAAUAAAACUGUAAAUGAGACUUUUGACACUUCACUUGAUCUACUCAAUGAUGAGAGCUGUAAUUCCGACGAGAUGAUGACUAUGAUGAUGAUGCAACCAAUAAAUCAUCAAUCCAAAGCUAAUUCAUCAUUUCAUCAAGCAUUAAUUAGCAUUCAAUUUGUUGCUCAACACAUGGAUAAUCUUGAUAACUAUCACGAGGUUGAAGAAGACUGGAAGUUCGUUGCCAUGGUUCUUGAUCGGCUGUUACUUUGGAUCUUUGCGAUCUCUUGUAUCGCUGGUACGGUUGGAAUAAUUGCUCAGGCUCCGAGUCUUUAUGACACUCGACAACCAAUCGAUGUCUUGUACAGUAGAAUCGCUCAACGAAUGCGCUAUUAAUGGAACAUUAUUUUCCUUUUUAUUGUUAAGAUUGUUAAUUUACUUUAAUCUAAAUUUGAAAAUUAAAACUUCACAAAAAA
Molecule: messenger RNA, 2404 nt
Organism: Panonychus citri (citrus red mite)
Lineage: Eukaryota; Metazoa; Arthropoda; Arachnida; Trombidiformes; Tetranychidae
Product: acetylcholine receptor subunit alpha-like 1
Exons: 7
Coding region: 504-2324 (606 amino acids)
Biological process (GO): monoatomic ion transmembrane transport; regulation of membrane potential; nervous system process
Cellular component (GO): postsynaptic membrane; neuron projection; synapse
Molecular function (GO): transmembrane signaling receptor activity; acetylcholine-gated monoatomic cation-selective channel activity
Source: RefSeq, a predicted model, not a curated record